Molecule: messenger RNA, 1509 nt
Organism: Volvox carteri f. nagariensis
Lineage: Eukaryota; Viridiplantae; Chlorophyta; Chlorophyceae; Chlamydomonadales; Volvocaceae
Exons: 11
Coding region: 1-1509 (502 amino acids)
Source: RefSeq, a predicted model, not a curated record
AUGGGCUGGCUUCGUAAGAAGAUUAUCCGACUUUUUACUUGGAUCGCAAAGCGCUUUUUCGAUUUUGCUCUUCUUCUGAGGCUCUUUUCUCUGGUUCUUGAGCGGGAAGCCGCACGGACAGCUCCCUCCGCCGAUGUGGACGCCCAAAGGCACAUCGACGAGGGUACGGCCUGGUUGGACUUUUGCGACAGUCUCCGGGGCCUGGUGGAGUUCAUCCUGGCGGAGCCACCCGCACCCGCACCCGCACCACCAAUGCCAACGCCAAGGACAGGCCCAGGCCCAUGGUGGGCGGCACGGGGUUUGGAAGCCUUUUUGGAUUGUUGGGACCCAGCCUGGCCCGUACUGCGACCCCUGCCGUACAACGUCAAACUGGGCGCGGACAACCCGGACAACUUGUACAUGUACGGCACAGUCUCCGGCGCAUUUGAGUACCGUCUGUACGGCACCCGUGGUACGGUGACGUACCUCAGUUUUGGGUGCUACUGCGGCAGCCGUCCCGGUCAGGGCUACAGCCAGCCCAGCCACCUGGACAGCUCAAAACUGGUCACCCAACGGGACGGGAGCUUCGAAAUUUUCCUGACGCCCCGGGCCAGAGGGGAGAACUGGAUCCGCCUGCCCCCAGACGCCAGUCGGCUCGUGGUACGACAAACCUUUCUGGAGCGGGGCAAGGAGGUUCCGGCUGAGGUGCAUGUAGAGCGACUGCCUCUGGCGGCAGGGCGCAGCGGAGACGGGAAGGCGUCGGCGGCGGCGGCGGGGGUUUCUGGCGCUGUCGGCAUUCCUCUCGUAGAUUCUGCGGGUCGGGAGACGAAGCCGCCGCUCUCCGCGGGCCAGGUCGUGGCCGGUUUGUCUGGCGCGGCGGUGUUCAUCGCGGGCAGUGUACGGCAGUUCCAGUCAUGGUCUCGGAGCUUCGCCUUGCGGCCCAACACGCUGAUCACUCUGGACGCUGACGUGUACAUGUCCGCCUGGGCCGACCCUGCCAUACACUUCUUCCACGGCUACUGGCGCCUGGAGCCCUGGGAGGUGCUUGUCGUACAGGUUACCCCCCCCGAGUGCCCCUACUGGAAUUUUCAGUUGGAUAACUGGUGGAUGGAGUCGUUGGAUUACGUUGCGCACCCCGAGACCACAACCAACAAGGCAACCGCGUCGUACAUGCCGGACGGUUCCAUCUGCCUGUUGGUGGCGCACACUGACCCACGGGCCGCCCUCAAUGGUGAUUCUGCUGCCCAUCCUGAGGCGCGAUGGGCGCAGCAGCUGGAGGAGCAGGAGGAGAGGGAGGAGAGGGAGGAGAGGGAGGAGAGGGAGGAGGAGGGGAGCGGGAACAUUCACAGGGGGAAACUGGCUGGGCCGGGGCAGCAAGGGGGAGGUGAUCGUGAGGCGACGGCAAGUGGCAGCGGGGGUGUGUGUGGAGGAGCACCCCGUUCCGAGGUGUCGAGUGAUGCGGCUGGACAGCCCGGAGCUAUGGGCAGCGAUUCGGGCUGGGUGCAUUGCUGCCUGCAGUACAGGCGAUAG